GCUGGCGAGUCCUUCUGGACAGGCGGUUGCUCCCAGAGAUGUGAAUGUCACGCUCCAAAUGACCUGCGAUGUUCUGCCUUGUCUUGCACUCCUGAACAGCAGUGCUCCAUCAGAGACGGCCAGCUGGGCUGUUACGAUGCCAUGUCCACCUGCACUGUGUGGGGGGAUCCACACUACAUCACCUUUGAUGGAGCAGUGGCUCAUUUCCAGGGAACUUGCUCCUACAUCAUCGCUGAGAGCACAAAUCAUGGCACUAACGAAACUCAGUUUCAGGUGAUAGCCACCAACAAUCACCGUGGUAACAACCGUGUGUCAUUUGUGUCAGCAGUGGACAUAUAUCUCUCAAAUCAUCCAGAAAGUGUGUACAUCAGGAUCGGACCCAAUAAAAGAGUAACGGUAAAUGGAAAUGAUGUUUCUCUUCCCACCACAGUGGGAAUCUUAGCUCAGGUGGUAAGGCAGGGAAGCUACAUAGUGGUUGAUGCCUCUGACUUGCUAGUCCAGUUUGAUGGUCAUAGCACUUUACUGGUCAGACUGGGCCAAAACCGUCAUGACAGAGUCACAGGGAUGUGUGGAAACUCUAACAAUGAUCCUUCAGAUGACAAAGUCUUACCCAAUGGCACACUGGCACAAAAUGAUAAUUAUUUUGGACACAGCUGGAAGUCACCCACCAGCCAACCAGGCUGUCAGCUGUUUGAGGCCGGCUUCCACUCUGAUGCCCUCCAUCUUCGAGAUGAAUCCUGCAACGGGACUCUUGAGGAUGGUCGACUGGUUUUCCACUUCAACAAUGAUGACCAGCUUUGUGGGACAAUGCUGAGGAGCAACGGGACCCACUUCAGUUAUGAGAACACCAUCAGCGGGGAUGUGGACCCUCAUGAUGGCCUCGAAAGUCAUGAGAAGAGCAUCCACCUGCACUUCUCCUGUGACUAUGCUCUGACCCAGGCACUGUCUAUGGAUGUUGGCAUCAAACCUGUAGCAAGCAUUGUGAACAAGAGACAUCCAUCUGGUCUGGGCCAUUAUCAUUUGAGGAUGAUACCCUACCGGGACCCUGGUUUCCACUUCCCUUUGACCAGAAGCAGAAAUUUAGAAAUGGAAAUAGAUGAGAGGUUAUACAUUGAGGUUCAGACGCAGGGAAUCGAUGAGCGGCAGAUCUCCACUAUCCUGGACUCUUGCUGGGCAACGCCUGUUAAUGAUCCCAGCUACCCUGUGCGCUGGGAUCUGAUCACCACACAGUGUCCUAAUCCAGCAGAUGGCACAGUAGAGCUGCUUCAGAACGGCGUCUCCACCGUAGCCCGUUUCUCAUUCAGGAUGUUCACCUUUACCAACUUUUCAUCUAUCUACCUGCACUGCCAGGUCCACCUGUGUCUUUUGAGACACAAUUACUGCACAGCUGUACGUACUACUUAUAACGAUUUGUAUUAA
Pundamilia nyererei is the source of this 1419-nucleotide messenger RNA. The record is from RefSeq and is a predicted model, not a curated record. NCBI's taxonomy places the organism in Eukaryota, Metazoa, Chordata, Actinopteri, Cichliformes, Cichlidae.